AUGCCUCGGUCUCGCAAACCCCGUACAUUCACUGUGUCGCACCCUCCACCUUACAAAGCUAGGGCUCCUGUCAGACGGACGAAAACAUACACGGGGUGCUGGACAUGUCGAGAGCGUGGCACGAAAUGCGAUGAGCAGAGACCCGAGUGCCGAAGAUGCUUAAACGCCGAAAUCCGCUGUGAAGGAUAUAGUGUGAGGCUAGUUUGGGAAGACGAGCAGAAUAGCGGUCACCGUGUUCAACGACGAACGCUUAUACCAAGGCAAGACCCUGGGCAUCCAUCUCUCACCUUCGACGAGCUUAACUCUGCGUUGGCUGAGAUCGACUCGGCCGGCAUCGAACCGGACAUCGCUUUUGCAACAAGCAGUGGGCCAUUCUCCGUUUUCCAAUUCUCGCAAUCAACGUCACCCAGCCAUGAAGCCUCUCUUUUCCAGCGAGCUGAUCAGAUUAACAGUCCGACAGCAAAAGAUUCCGCCACGACCAGCCCCGCAGAAGGGAGUCAACAAAGCCAUGCUUAUGCCUCUGCAGCCUCAGUCCUGUCCGCCUCACCGAGUACGGUUUCCAGUCUUGACGGAAGUGAAGAAGACAACAAUGAGCACUCAUGCAUGGCUGAGGCCAGCUUUGCCGAAUAUGAACAUCCUGAUGCGGCAAUGGCCAUGAUAUCCAUCAAACAAAAAGUUCAACCACAUGUCACGAAUUAUCUAUCAUCCGCCUCACCAGACGAGCGUGCGCUUUUGCAUUAUUGGAUCACUGAACUAAGCGAAAUGAUGAUACCAACUCCACGCCGGGAUAACCCCUUUCGCACUAUAUUUAUUCCUCUGGCGCUUGCAGCAUCGGACUCGACCAGAAGUUCUUCUGCAAAUGUAGCCUUGCUACACGCGAUAUAUGCUGUCUCUGCCUUCAAUCAGGCCCGAAUUCCAACCUCUCCUGCAUAUGUGGAGGGUCUUGGUACGAAACAUCAUGAAAUCAGUCUCCGUCACCUAUGGAUGGCUUUAUCGCAGGACGAGGCCGAGGCCGACUCGCCGCACCGGGAAGCGAUUCUAGCAACCAUCAUUACCAUGUCAUCCAUUGAGGUCAUGAUAGGAGCCUCUGCAACCUGGCGUACCCAUCUGGCUGGUGGAAAGUCUUGGUUACGUUCGACCAUAGCAAGCAAUGCCACCCAGAGUGAAAGUUUCUGGACGUUGUGCCAAAUUUUCAUUUGUAUCGACACUCUGGGAAAUCCUGGCAUCCGUGGUCUCACACCAAGCAGUAUCCUUGAACCGCUUGAGACUCGCAACUGUCCCCUUACAAAAACCAUACUGGAUAAGCAUUAUUGCUUGGAGGAGCUCUUCGGGAUUACGAAGUCGACGUUGGAGGCGAUCAUGAGAAUCAAGCAUUUGUCAACUUCUGCUCGUCAAGCGACAGAGGAAGAAAUAAGCGACUUGGAAGUUCACAUCCGAGUCAGCGACCCUGAUACCCUUGUUCUGGAUAUAGAUGGAAGCGAAGACGGUCUGGCUCGCCAUCAUACAUGUGCCUUCUUUUGUGCGGCUGUCAUCUACUUCGAACGGCGGCUCAAAAAUACACCGGCUACAAAGCUCCAACGUCUCGUGCGAAGGAGCCUCGAUCACCUUGAAGCCAUCCGCAAUCUCGAAGUCGAACGAGGCUACAAGGUGUGCGGACUGUUCUGGCCCGAGUUCGUCACAGCGUGUGAGGCCGAAGAUGUGGCCGGUUUGCGCGCGCGGUCGCUGCGGAUGUUUGAAAAGGGUCAAUCAAAGGGCAUAGGAAAUAUCCUAUCCGCGAAGAAGGUUGUCCUUGAUGUUUGGCAGAGAAGAGAUUGUAGCACCUCGAAUGAGGACAUCUCGUGGGAGAACUCGAUGGCCAAACUAGGACUCGAUAUCAUCUUAACUUAG
Molecule: messenger RNA, 1887 nt
Organism: Exophiala oligosperma
Lineage: Eukaryota; Fungi; Ascomycota; Eurotiomycetes; Chaetothyriales; Herpotrichiellaceae
Exons: 1
Coding region: 1-1887 (628 amino acids)
Biological process (GO): positive regulation of transcription by RNA polymerase II
Cellular component (GO): nucleus
Molecular function (GO): DNA-binding transcription factor activity, RNA polymerase II-specific; transcription cis-regulatory region binding; zinc ion binding
Source: RefSeq, a predicted model, not a curated record